GAGGACCCCGCCGGGGCGGCCGCGGGCCUCGGCCUCCAUAGCAACAGCGUCCCCCUGGCGCUGGCGGGCGCGCCCGAGGCAGGCUUUCCGCCCGGAGCGGUCCCGGGCGGGGGGGCCGGGCCGCCCCCGGGGUCCAAGAAGCCGGACCUGGGGGCCCCGGGGGCAGGAGCCGCAGCUGGCGGCGGCGGCGGAGGACUCGAUGGACCGCGGCUGGCAAUUCCUGGAAUAGAUGGAGGUGCUUUAACUGAUACCAGUCUCACAGAUUCCUAUUUCAGCACCAGCUUUAUAGGAGUCAAUGGAUUUGGAAGCCCUGUAGAAACAAAGUAUCCCUUGCUGCAGAGAAUGACUAAUAGUAGCAGCUCCCCAAGCCUUCUAAAUGACAGUGCCAAGCCAUAUGCAGGCCAUGAUCCUCUCACUUCACCUGCUUCAUCCUUGUUUAAUGACUUUGGUGCCCUCAACAUCUCUCAGAGAAGAAAGCCAAGGAAGUAUCGCCUGGGGAUGCUGGAGGAGAGGCUAGUUCCGAUGGGAUCAAAGGCACGAAAAGCAAAGAACCCUAUUGGCUGCCUUGCUGACAGGUGUAAAUCAGGAGUACCCAUCAAUAUGGUUUGGUGGAACAGACUCACAGAAAACAAUUUACAGACACCAAAUCCUACUGCAAGCGAGUUUAUUCCUAAAGGAGGAUCAACCUCCAGGCUGAGUAAUGUGUCCCAGUCAAAUAUGUCUGCCUUCUCUCAAGUUUUCUCUCACCCAUCCAUGGGAAGUCCUGCUGCUGCUGGAUUAGCACCAGGAAUGUCAUUGUCUGCUGGGUCUUCCCCUCUUCAUUCCCCCAAGAUCACUCCACAUACUUCUCCUGCUCCCAGAAGAAGAAGUCACACUCCAAAUCCAGCAAAUUACAUGGUGCCUUCUAGUGCCUCUACACCUGUUAAUAAUCCUGUUUCUCAGACACCGUCCUCUGGUCAGCUGAUUCAAAAGGAAACUGUCGGCGGGACGACAUACUUCUAUACAGACACAGCUCCAGCCCCUUUGACUGGAAUGAGAUCUUUCAAAAAUUAUCACAGAACAGCUUGCCGAACAGAAGGUCAAAUAAUUGAGGUUUUUCCAAACUAUCAUAUUUAUCCUCCAACUGCACCUCAUGUUGCUUAUAUGCAACCAAAAGCAAAUGCACCUUCAUUCUUCAUGGCCGAUGAGCUCCGACAGGAGCUCAUUAACAGACAUUUAAUAACAAUGGCUCAAAUUGAUCAAGCAGAUAUGCCAGCAUUCCCUGCAGAAGUCGACAGCUAUCAUAGCCUAUUCCCUCUAGAACCACUGCCACCACCCAACCGAAUACAGAAAUCAAGUAAUUUUGGCUACAUUACAUCUUGCUAUAAAGCUGUGAAUAGCAAAGAUGAUCUGCCAUAUUGCCUUCGGAGGAUCCAUGGUUUUCGUCUUGUUAACACAAAAUGCAUGGUGUUGGUUGAUAUGUGGAAAAAAAUUCAGCACUCAAAUAUUGUAACCUUGCGUGAGGUAUUUACCACUAAAGCAUUUGCAGAGCCUUCUCUUGUGUUUGCAUAUGAUUUCCAUGCUGGAGGAGAAACUCUGAUGAGCAGACACUUUAAUGACCCCAAUGCUGAUGCCUAUUUCACAAAGAGAAAAUGGGGUCAACAUGAUGGACCAUUGCCCAGACAGCAUGCUGGAUUAUUGCCAGAAUCUCUUAUUUGGGCAUAUAUUGUCCAAUUGAGUUCUGCACUGCGUACCAUUCACACAGCAGGUUUGGCAUGUCGAGUUAUGGACCCAACAAAGAUUCUGAUAACUGGCAAAACGAGGUUGCGAGUAAAUUGUGUUGGUGUAUUUGAUGUCUUAACAUUUGAUAACAGCCAGAAUAAUAAUCCAUUGGCAUUAAUGGCUCAAUACCAGCAAGCAGAUCUGAUAUCAUUAGGAAAAGUUGUGUUGGCUUUGGCUUGCAACUCUUUGGCAGGAAUUCAGCGAGAGAAUUUACAGAAAGCCAUGGAACUGGUGACAAUCAACUACUCUUCUGACCUGAAGAAUCUGAUUUUGUAUCUGUUGACUGAUCAGAACAGGAUGCGAAGUGUUAAUGACAUCAUGCCCAUGAUCGGUGCUCGAUUUUAUACUCAGUUGGAUGCUGCUCAAAUGAGAAAUGAUGUCAUAGAGGAGGACCUUGCAAAGGAGGUUCAAAAUGGAAGACUGUUUAGGCUUCUAGCAAAAUUGGGAACAAUCAAUGAGAGGCCGGAGUUUCAGAAGGAUCCUACCUGGUCAGAGACCGGAGACCGUUAUCUGUUGAAACUCUUUAGGGAUCAUCUUUUUCAUCAGGUGACAGAAGCAGGUGCUCCUUGGAUUGACCUCAGUCAUAUCAUUUCUUGUCUUAACAAGUUAGAUGCUGGUGUGCCAGAAAAAAUAAGCCUCAUUUCCAGAGAUGAGAAGAGUGUACUUGUGGUGACUUACAGUGACUUAAAGCGCUGCUUUGAAAACACUUUUCAAGAACUGAUUGCAGCUGCCAAUGGCCAGUUGUAGUAUUUGCUAACAGCACGCAGGACAUGGCUGAGGAGCUUAACCUAUAGCGAAUUGCACUACAGCUGAACUGUUUUCAUCAUCUCAUUUCACGUCUGGGAAACAGAAGAUGAGCAAAGCUGCUUGCAUUUCAAUCAGGUACACUGUUACUUGAAAGGAAGAAUGUUUCAAUCAUCCUAGAGCUGUGGCUGCCAUUGGGGCCAAAUCUGUGAAGAAUUUAUUUUAGAUUAAGGAGCACCAUUAGGCGACUGAUGUUCCAGCUUUGGUUUUUUUCCACUUGUAUAUGCACUAAUUUUAAUUUUCUUAAGACUUUUUUCUGAUCUUUGAACUUUUGCCACAUUGUAUACUUAUUAAGGGAAUCUAUUUGCAAGGAUAUUUUUUGGAAACAAUGCUGGACAGCAUUUUUGUCAGUGAGGGUUGCAGAAUUUGCUCUUUUGGGGAUGGGUUGCCCUGAAUAAUGUAAUGGACCAGGUAAAUAAUUUCACAGUUCAAUGUAGCGCAUAAUUCUUGUAAGAGUAUUGUAUGCAAGCUCUAUAUGCCACCCACUGUUAGUUCAAAUUGAGAUUUUUGUUUUGUUUUAAAGAACACACAAAAAGAAAUAUCAGUGAAUUUUGUUAGAUACAAAUUCCCCUAUUACUUGAUUUAAAUCCUUUCUGUAAAGAUUGGAUAAACAGUAACUGAAGGAGCUCAUAGAACUUUUUGCUCCAAAUUCAACCAGAGCCUUUUGUAAAAAAGAUGUUUCCUGCUAGUCAGAUACAUUUACAUUUAUGCAAUCUUUUUUAAAUAGAAAAAAUUGAGAAAUUGUGUUAAAGGACUGAAGUUUGCUUUUUUUUUUUUUUUUUGUAUAAAGUUUUGUUCUUUAAACCACAGCUUUAUUAUGGUACUUUACACUGGAUACAGACACAGAGACACUGUUCAGAAGAUGAGCUAAACACAGCAGUGGUCUGGCAUCAAGAGCUUCUGAAGUUUUAUAGCCUGAAUCUGGAGGGAUAACAAUCUGCUGUGCCUUUGCAGUCACUGCUUAGCCCAAAGUCAUAGUGCUUUUAAUAAUAAUAUGUGGGAUAUUCCUGAAUAAGUCAAUCUCAAAUCUUUGGAAUUUUCCUCCUCUUAACCUUUCUUAAUAUUUGGACGUGCAGUUGUCGCCAAACUUGUGUAUUCAUGGAAUUUCUAGUUAAUGAAAUACUUAUACUUUGAUACUGAAGACUGCCAAAUACAUAGGAAUUUUCUUUCUUAAAAAACAGUAAUGAAGACUGUAUCUCCUUUCCCAGCACUGAAUGUUUUACUAGCACUGGGUGCUCACCAAGCAACUAUGAAGAAAAUGUGGAAACUCAAAAGAUCAGGAAAGACUUCCAAGCACUUGCAACCGAUGUUAUGGUUUUCAAUUUUAAUGAUUAUACAUAUUUGUAGUUUUCAGAGAAGUUUUUAAUAUUUCUCUGUCCACUUUUUAUAAGCUUUAAAAUGAUUUUUUCUGCCUUGAGAUUUGCAUCAAGGAAAAGCACCUCUCUUCACCUGAAAGCUUUGAAGACUAGAGACACGCUUCUCACAUUGUUAACAAGUGAGUCCACCUGUGUUAAAAAGAAAAUCAAUGAUUGCAUUUGAUCUGGAUGGAUUUUAAAAGAACAUAAUGUUUAAUAUUCAAAUGAUAACAUUUGCCACCGUAAUGUUCUUUUUAUGUAAAAGGAACAGGAACUUGGAGACAUUAACAUGCAAAAGUCUUUUAUCAUUAGCUCAUGUAUUUGAAGAAGAGCAGCUGUCUUUUUAUAUGUUUUUUGACAAAUCAUAUUGUAAUUCUUUUGUACAAAAAAGAACUACUUGUAUUCUAGAAGAAAUAUGAAAUGCUUAAUUUAUAAGCAGGCUGGAGAUUUUUUCCAAUAUUGUUUUCUUUGAAAAUGAAAGGGGAUCAUCUAUUUUCGUUUUGGGGUCUGGCAACUUUUUGAAAAUUUAAUUUGUGGACCAAUGUUUUGUGAAAGCUAAGGAAAGGCAGGGGUAGAAUAGGGCUUGAAUUUCUCAUUCUGUAUAGACCAGCAAACUCCCCUCUGCAAGGCAGGUUCAAAUCACAAACCCAAGAAUGUUUGUGUUAUAAAUGCUAGUUUGCUUCAGCCCCUAAUAACCUCAGGACUUGGUUUGAAUAUAAAACAUAUACAGCUCAUAUGUUUUCAUGAGUAAAUAUCAUCAGCCUGAAAACAGUUGGUGUCAGGUAAUACAUAUUUUUUUAAGCUUUGUUUUAUAUUUAUUUUUCAUUUAGUUUUUAUUGGGAAUGGUUUUCAAUAGAACUCUUAGUUCUGCUUAGGUGUUUUUUGGGGGAGCCCUCUUUUCCAUAGUGUAAUUCCAUUUAAGAGGUUGUCUAAAAGUUAGUCUUUUUAAUUAAUAGGAAGAUUUUAUUCUUUGAGAAGAGUCAAAUUAAGGAUAUAAACUUCCAUACCUUCCUGUUACGAUAGUUAAAAGCACAGAAAGGACAACCCUUGAAAUCAUGUAGCGUUGGUCAUUUCCAAUUUUUGUACCUAUUUUAAAUUCUGUUAGUGUAUUUACUUCAUUGUAAAUAUUUUUGAGGGUACCUUUGUAUUUUGCUUUUGACCUUGGUUCUGUGAUUUGGAUGUCAACAACUUCCCUAAAAAGCACCAGUAUGUUAAGUUCUAAUGUCAUGAUCCCAAAUUGGGUUAUUCAUCUUUAAUCCUGUUUUCAGUCUCUAUGUGUACAGCAGUAUUUUUAAUAAAGAAUUACAGAAAGAAACUCAU
Myotis lucifugus (little brown bat) is the source of this 5240-nucleotide messenger RNA. It is a transcript of the gene PAN3, whose product is annotated as PAN3 poly(A) specific ribonuclease subunit. The coding region runs from base 343 to 2508 and encodes 721 amino acids. Gene Ontology annotation, molecular function: ATP binding; protein kinase activity; poly(A) binding. Gene Ontology annotation, biological process: protein phosphorylation; mRNA processing; nuclear-transcribed mRNA poly(A) tail shortening. NCBI's taxonomy places the organism in Eukaryota, Metazoa, Chordata, Mammalia, Chiroptera, Vespertilionidae. The transcript has 20 exons. The record is from RefSeq and is a predicted model, not a curated record. Gene Ontology annotation, cellular component: P-body; PAN complex.